Dissoconium aciculare CBS 342.82 is the source of this 864-nucleotide messenger RNA. RefSeq names its product NAD(P)-binding protein. The coding region runs from base 1 to 864 and encodes 287 amino acids. The transcript has a single exon. The record is from RefSeq and is a predicted model, not a curated record. Gene Ontology annotation, molecular function: oxidoreductase activity, acting on the CH-OH group of donors, NAD or NADP as acceptor. NCBI's taxonomy places the organism in Eukaryota, Fungi, Ascomycota, Dothideomycetes, Mycosphaerellales, Dissoconiaceae.
AUGACCGCCGCAAUCUCUCCAAAGGCAUUCAUCAUAACCGGCGCCGCCCGAGGCAUCGGCCGAGGCCUUUCCCGUCUCCUGCUCCAAAAGGGCCACAGAGUCUUGCUCCUGGACUCCAACACCAGCGAACUCUCCCACACGGCCACCCUCCUCAGCCGCACCUUCACGCGCGGCACCAACUUCGAAAUCCACCUCUGCAAUCUCCGUUCAUCCACCGAGAUCACCACCGCCGUCUCCUCCGCAAAGAGCUUCUUCCCGGGCGGGAAACUCGACGUCCUGAUCAACAACGCGGGCUACACCGCAGGCGUCGGCGGAGCCAAACUCGAAGACGACGAAUUCCUGGAAGUGUGGAAUGCCACGCUCGAGACGAACCUCACCGGGACGGUCCUCAUGACGAGGGCUUGUCUGGGCAUGCUCCGGCAGCCCCACACAGAUGAUGACAGCAGCGCUAGCAGCAACAGCAGCAGCAGUAGUAUCAUCAACAUCUCCUCGACCCGCGCCCACCAGAGCGAAGCCCAUAGCGAGUCCUACGCCGCGAGCAAAGCAGGCCUGCUAGGUCUCUCGCACGCGCUCAGCGUCAGUCUGAACGAAUCGCCCUCGAAGAAGACGAGACGGAUCCGGGUCAACACCAUCCUGCCCGGAUGGAUCCACGUCGGCAAUGAGAAUUCCUCCGCGGAUGAAAACGGGACGGCCUGGGAGGAGGGUCUGACGGAAGAGGAUCACGCUUGGCAUCUGACGGGGCGGGUGGGCAGAGUGGAGGAUGUGCUCAGGGCGGUGGAGUACCUCGUCGAUGCCGAGGGGGUUACGGGAUCGGAGGUCGUGGUCGAUGGAGGCGUCAGUCGGAGGAUGGUGUAUCCUGAGUGA